Messenger RNA from Triticum turgidum subsp. durum (durum wheat), 555 nucleotides. NCBI's taxonomy places the organism in Eukaryota, Viridiplantae, Streptophyta, Magnoliopsida, Poales, Poaceae. The record is from the annotation of a GenBank genome assembly.
AUGCCUAGAAACCUUCAAAUGGAAUAUGUUGAUUUGUACUUGGUCCACUGGCCUAUGAGCGUAAAGCCCAGCAAACCACACUUCCCAAUGAAAAGGGAAGACAUCGUACAGAUGGACUUGAAAGGUGUAUGGCAGGCAAUGGAGGAAUGUCAUCGCCUUGGCCUUGCUAAAAUGAUUGGUGUUAGCAAUUUCACAACGAAGAAAUUGCAGGAGCUACUUGCAAUUGCAGAAAUCCCCCCAGCAGUGAAUCAGGUUGAGUUGAAUCCAGCUUGGCAGCAGAAAAAACUGAUUGAAUUCUGCAAAGAGAAAGGAAUUCAUGUGACUGCUUAUUCUCCCCUGGGAGGCCAAAGCAGGACAUCCAAAAUCAAUGCCGUGCUACAGUCUGAAAUUCUGAAAGAGAUUGCCGAAGCUAGAGGAAAAUCCAUAGCUCAGAUCUCACUGAGAUGGAUCUUCGAGCAAGGAGCGAGCAUGGUAGCCAAGAGUAUGAAAAAGGAGAGGCUUCAGGAGAACCUCGAAAUCUUUGACUGGGAACUGACCGACGAAGACCGGUUCUAG